CAUUCACAGCAUAGAGACUGAGGCUAGUUGCGCUGCGUGGUUGCCCGUGCGCACCUCGACAGCCGCCUUAGCUGCCUUCCAGGUUCGCGAGAUCAGCAAACUGAUCGACAAAUAACCAUGGCAGCAGCAGCGGCAGCAGCAGCAGCAGCGGCUCCUGCGCCGCCUGCAGCGGCGACGGAGCUAGUGGAGUUCCUGAAUCGCUCGUGGACUGCCUUCCAUGCCGUAGACGAGUGUCGCCAGCGGCUGCUGAAAGCGGGUUACCAGCAGCUGUCGGAGCGCGAGGAGUGGCGGCUGGAGGCCGGCGGGAAGUACUUCUUCACGCGCAACUACUCCACUAUCGCGGCCUUCUCUAUCGGGAAAAAGUUCAAACCAGGCAAUGCGUUUUGGAUAAUCGGCGCGCACACGGACAGCCCGUGCCUGAAGCUGAAGCCAAACAGCAAGGCGAGCAAGGCGGGGUUCCUGUCCGUGGCCGUGCAGACGUACGGCGGUGGGCUCUGGACCACGUGGUUCGACCGUGACCUCGGGAUCGCCGGCAGGGUGCUGCUCAGACACGUGGACGGGCAGGAAGGGGGACGGGGAGAGGGGGAAGCAGCGGAGGGAGGAGCGGAGGGGGGAGGGGAGGGUGGGAAGGCGGCAUUGGUGUCUGUGAAGCAGGUGCGGUUGGAGCAUCGGCUGGUGCGGAUUGAUCGCCCGGUGCUGAGGAUCCCCACGCUCGCCAUUCACCUCGACCGGGAGGUGAACUCGUCGGGAUUCAAGCCCAACACCCAGACGCACCUGCUGCCCGUGCUCGCCACCGCCAUCAAGGAGGAGUUGAACCGACCAGCACCUCCCAGUGGGAGUGAUGGUGGGGGUGAGGGCAGGGAGGGGGAGGGGAAGGCGAAGGGCAAGGGGAAGAAGGACGAGCCGGCAGAGAGGCACCACCCCUUGCUGCUGCAGCUCCUAGCAUCUGAGCUUGGCUGUGCCCCGGGGGCAAUAGCAGACUUCGACUUGCAGCUGUGCGACACCCACCCCAGCGCCAUUGCGGGUGCACUCAACGAGUUUGUCUUCUCCGGCCGCCUCGAUAACCUCGCCUCCUCCUUCGCCGCCCUCCAGGCGUUGCUGGCAGCAGGGGAAUCGGGUGAUGAGUCCGAGGAGGCGGAGGGGGGAGUGCGCAUGGUGCUGUUGUUCGACAACGAGGAGUGCGGCAGUGACUCCGCGCAGGGCGCUGGCUCCCCCCUUCUGCUGGACGCCAUUCGCAGGGUCAAUGCUGCGUGCACUAGUGGCGCUGCACCUUCUGAGGGAGUGGUGGAGAGGUCACUCCAGAAGAGCUUUGUCGUAUCGGCUGACAUGGCGCACUGCCACCACCCCAACUACCCUGAGAAGCACGAGGAGCUGCACCAGCCGAAGAUGCACAAGGGGCUCGUGAUCAAGCACAACGCCAACCAGCGCUACGCCACCACCGCUGUCACUGCUGCGCUCUUCAGAGAGAUAGCCACGUGCCAUGGCAUCCCCGUGCAGGACUUCGUGGUGCGCAACGACACGGGGUGUGGCAGCACCAUCGGCCCCAUCCUGGCAUCAGGGGCCGGCAUUCGCACGGUGGAUGUGGGUGCACCGCAGCUGUCGAUGCACAGCAUCCGGGAGAUGUGUGGCACGGAGGACAUCAAGCACAUGGUGGACCACUUCACUGCCUUCUUCCAAGACUUUCCCACGCUCGAUGCAAGCCUUACCAUAGACUAGCUGCUGUAUACGAUCUACUGUACCAGUGUUGCUCAGUAUCACGGCAGCUGUACACCAGCUACUGUGACACAUAGAGGACGUGGUGGGCGUGCCGCAGCUGUCGUUGCACAGCAUCCGGGAGAUGUGUGACACCGAUGAUAUCAAGCACAUGAUUGAUUACUUCGCUGCCGUCAUCCACACUUUGCCAAGUGAUUCAUGGCCUCUUGUAUACAAGUAUUUUAGUGUGGCUUGCCGUGUAACACUGUUGAACCGUAGUAUAAACAACCCUGAACGAG
Messenger RNA from Closterium sp. NIES-67, 1991 nucleotides. NCBI's taxonomy places the organism in Eukaryota, Viridiplantae, Streptophyta, Zygnematophyceae, Desmidiales, Closteriaceae. The record is from the annotation of a GenBank genome assembly.